Neltuma alba is the source of this 2541-nucleotide messenger RNA. Its product is annotated as pentatricopeptide repeat-containing protein At3g48250, chloroplastic-like. The transcript has 2 exons. Gene Ontology annotation, molecular function: protein binding. Gene Ontology annotation, biological process: RNA splicing. Lineage: Eukaryota; Viridiplantae; Streptophyta; Magnoliopsida; Fabales; Fabaceae. Bases 315 to 2267 code for a protein of 650 amino acids. The record is from RefSeq and is a predicted model, not a curated record.
GAUUACCAUGGAAUUGCAAAAGGACCGAGCCAGCUGGUUGGCUUCACUUUCUCUUGCUUUGCUUCUCUGAUAUCUCCUUCCCCUUCCCCUUCCCCUUCCGCAACCUCGGCGCCUCGUAUCUCUCUCCGUCGUGGUUGCUCGUCUCCAUCUCCCUCUCCGUCGUGGUCGUAGUUUCGCGUCUCUUUCUUUUCCGUCUUUCCCUUCGGGUUAAGCUCACCGAGUCUCUUCUGUCGUGGUCGCCGUCGUCUCUCUCUCAUAGUGAAGCUCGUCUACUCGUUCUCAGUUUUGCAUCUCGGCAUCUCCUCCGUUCUGUGAUGAGGGGGGUGAAGGCAAUUUAUGGUUUCCUUAAAACCAUUGAUUCGUUAUACGCUGGCCAAAUGUGCAUUACUCAAUCAUUGAGCCACCUGGCGACUCGUUUCUCUCUUUAUACGUCUCCCCUUGAGCCCCGGUAUCAUGCUUUUCAUCCCUCUUGCUUUAAUCAAAAGCUCUACUUAUCAUCAAAACCUGACUCUGUUGUGGAGCUUCUUUUAGCCAACGAUUGGUCUGAUGGGUUGGAAGGUGAGUUACAGAAAUCUUGCCCCUCUAUGACGCAUGAAACUGUUGUAUACAUUUUGAAGAAACUUGAAAAAAAUCCGGAAAAAGUUUUUGGCUUCUUCAACUGGGUUAACAAUAAGAACUUGUUUAUAACAAGUUCGUCAAUGUAUAGCUUACUGCUUAGGAUUUUAGCGACAAAGCAGACCAUGAAACAAUUCUGGAUAACCCUAAGGGUGAUGAAGGAGAAAGGCUUUUUCAUUGAUCAGGAGGCUUACGUGACAAUUUUAAGGACUCUUAAGAUGGCAAAGAUGGAGGGUGAUUCUGUUGCUCUUACCCACUUCUAUAAUCGGAUGAUGCAGGAAAGUGCAAUGGGAAAUGUUGUUGCUAAGGUGGUUGAUGUCAUUUCAGGAUCAGAAUGGACUCCUGAGGUUGAGAACGAUCUGGCAAGACUUAAAAUUCUGCCGUCUGAUAAUUUUGUUUUAAGGGUCUUGAAAGAACUUCGGCAUUGCCCUUUAAAAGCCUUCAAAUUCUUUCAUUGGGUUGGGAAGGGCUCUGAUUAUGAGCACAACUCAGUGACUUAUAAUGCAGUUGCUAGAGUUAUUGCAAGAGAUGAUUCAAUUGAGGAGUUUUGGAGUAUCAUUGAGGAGAUGAAGAGUGGGGGUCAUGAAAUGGAUAUUGAUACUUAUGUAAAAAUAUCUAGAAAUUUUUUAAAGAACAAGAUGAUUGAGGACGCUGUUAAGCUUUAUGAGCUUAUGAUGGAUGGCCCAUAUAAGCCAUCUACUCAGGAUUGCAGUGUCCUUCUAAAGUGCAUCUCUGGAGGUGAUCCUCCAAAUUUAGAUUUAGUGGAUCGAGUGGUGAAAAAAUAUGCGUCUUGCGGGCAUACACUUUCCAAGGCAAUCUACGAUGGUGUCCACAGGUCACUGACAGGUGCUGGGAAAUUUGAUGAAGCUGAAAAGAUCAUUGAGGUUAUGCGAAAUGAUGGCUAUGAGCCUGAUAACAUCACCUACAGUCAAUUGGUUUUUGGACUUUGUAAAGUGGGAAGACUUGAAGAAGCGUGUAGAGUGCUGGAUGAGAUGGAAUCUUGUGGAUGCAUUCCUGAUAUCAAGACUUGGACUAUUUUGAUCCAAGGGCAUUGUGCUGCUAAUGAAGUUGAAAAGGCCUUACUUUGUUUUGCAAGGAUGAUUGAGAAGGGCGGUGAAGCAGAUGCUGAUCUAUUGGAUGUUCUUGUUGAUGGUUUUCUCAAUAAAAAGAAAAUAGAUGGUGCAUACAAUUUGCUUUUAGAGAUAGUUGGUAAGUGUCAUGUAUCUCCCUGGCAAGCUACAUACAAGAAGCUGAUUAACAAGCUAUUAGAGGUCAGCAAACUUGAUGAGGCACUAGAGCUUCUUCGUUUGAUGAAGCAACAUAACUUCCCUCCAUUUUCUGAACCCUUUGUGAAGUAUAUCUCACAGGCAGGAACUGUAACGGAUGCUGAAGAAUUUCUGAAGGUAUUGAGUGUGAAAAAUUACCCGUCCUCUUCAACUUACCUUCACAUAUUUGAGUCCUUCUUCAAAGAAGGCAGACAUUAUGAGGCCAAAGAUCUGCUUUACAAGUGCCCUCCACACAUACGUACGCACAAUAAAAUUUGCGAACUUUUUGGUUCUGCGAAGAGUAGCACAACUGCUUCUGCAUCCCUAGAAAAAUUUUCCGCAGCAUGUAACAAACUUUCUUCAGAUAAAGAUUGUAAUCAAAUUUGAUCAAGUUGGAUGGAUCUUAAUGUUAUAUAUUUUUCCUGUUGGAAAUUCACGAAGACAUGACGUGAUGAUGGUAGGCGUCGUUGAUGAGUUGCAAGAGGCGGUGAGGUAUCACUAAUGCUGUUAACGGCAAUUUUCUUCUUAAGGUUCCUGUUACAACUCGUGUACACUCGUAAAUAAAUUGGACGUAGAAGCUUGUGAAAUUACGUAAGAAAUAAAUUGUAAGGGGGAUGUAUUUCACUCUAAAUUAGUUCAACUUAAAAGCUUUUCUAUGAUA